Molecule: messenger RNA, 1853 nt
Organism: Closterium sp. NIES-67
Lineage: Eukaryota; Viridiplantae; Streptophyta; Zygnematophyceae; Desmidiales; Closteriaceae
Source: the annotation of a GenBank genome assembly
UAAUUUUACAGUCUUAGAGCCCGUGGCGUUCCAGGGUAAUACUGUCUCCCCUGGACUUUCUGAAAGCGAUGGCUCAUCUCAUCCGCCGGUUAAGGCCACAGACUCGCCUGUUUCUUGGCCUUCAGCGGUCAUUCAGCUCGACAGCUGCCGAAACGGGGGAUCCAAACUUUCUGGAGUCCGUCGAUAUUUAUUUCGACAAGGCUGCUGCUAUCUGCCAUGUGCCAGGCGACAUCCUGGGACAGAUUAAGGGUUGCAACAAUGUUCUCAAGGUUCAGUUCCCACUGAAAAUGUCCAAUGGCACAGUGGAGCUGAUCGAAGGUUACCGUGCACAGCACUCCCAUCACAGGCUUCCAGGCAAGGGAGGAGUUCGCAUGGCCCCCACUGUGGAUGCAGAUGAAACCGUGGCUCUUGCUGCACUUAUGACAUUCAAGUGCGCAGUUGUUGAUGUUCCGUUUGGUGGAGCAAAGGGAGGAAUCAAGAUAGAUCCCAAGAAGUACUCGUCUUUUGAGAAGGAAGCUAUCAUUCGACGAUACACCACGGAGCUUGUGAAGAAGAACUUCAUUGGUCCUGCUAUUGACGUUCCGGCGCCCGACUAUGGCACAGGGCCACAAGAAAUGGCAUGGAUCAAGGACACCUAUGAGACCCUGAGGCCAGAUGAUCUCAACUCGUUUGCUUGUGUCACUGGAAAGCCCAUCGAAGAGGGAGGCAUCCGUGGCCGUACUCAGGCUACUGGAAUGGGCGUAUUCAUUUGCCUGCGGGAGUUUCUCAACAGCAAGGUGCAGAAUGUCCUAUCUUCUAGUGGGUUCAUGCUGUAUUUUUAGUAAACAAUUCUACUAUUGUGGUUUUGUAUUUUCUUUACAGAACUGGAUGACGAAGUUGAACAUGUCACCGGGUGUCGAAGGGAAGUCGUUUAUUGUUCAAGGUUUUGGAAACGUCGGACGUCAUACCAUCGAUGCAAUUGUCACUGCGAAGGGGAAGAUCACAGCUAUUGCUGAGUAUGACGGAGGCUUGUUGGAUGAGACCGGGAACGGCCUUGACAUUGAAAGCAUCAAGCAGUAUCAUGCACGGAACGGAACCAUCACCGGUUUCCCAGGAGCCAAAACAGUUUCGGACCCGUUUUCCUUGCUUGAGCUCCCUUGUGAUGUCCUCAUACCGGCUGCUCUGGAAGGCCAGAUUCACUCAGGAAAUGCCAGCCGCAUCAAGGCGAAGGUUGUCGCAGAAGCUGCAAAUGGCCCAGUCACUCCUCCAGCAGAGAAGAUGAUGGAAAGCAACGGAAUUGUUGUCCUGCCAGACCUUCUGCUGAAUGCGGGUGGUGUGACAGUCUCCUACUUUGAGUGGCUAAAGAACAUCAACCACAUUCGGUUCGGAAGGAUGAGCCGACGAAUGGAAGAGAGGGGCAAACAGGCAUUACUUGAUGCUUUGGAAAAGGAAAUUGCAACCGGUAUUAAGUUCACUGAUGACACACGCCGUUCGAUCAUUAAAGGCAACACUGAGGAGGAUUUCGUGUGGUCUGGCCUUGAGGAGACAAUGAUCAAUGCCUGGGACGAAGUCAAGCGAGUAGCUGAAGAAAGGGAAUGCAACUUCCGCACAGCAUCCUAUGUGAUUGCGAUUGAGAAGAUCGCCACGUGUUACCGCGUCAGUGGAAUCUUCCCAUGACCUGCUUGACCAAUGACCAGCCUUCUAUCAUGGGAACUAGCAUCAUCCUUCUGAUCUGAGACAAUACGACCAACCAGCACUAUUAUUAUGGAUAUAGUAUUGUUUAUCCAGUGUAGUGCAUCAGGAAGCCAUUAUGCUCAAGAUGCUGCAGCUUUUGGCAACCACAAGAACAACAUUAAAAAACAUUCAUAUACAGC